UGACACACUCCCGCCAAUUCGACUGGGGAGCGCGAGGCAGGCAGCGGGGAGUAUGUGGGAGCUGCUGGAAAAGAAUGCGUCAUGUUUUAUGUGAAAUAAAUUAGAAGUACAUGUCGUUUAAAUAGCAGCGCACUGUUUUGUCUGUUAACGGGGGAACUCUCGGGAGUUUACGCGACCUGCACCGUUGUUUUACCGGAGAAUAUCGCUAACGAGAGAAGCCCCGGCUCAGUGGUUGGGAUGUUGGCGGCGGAAAACCCAUCUGUUGACGGACAUUUGGCAGCAUCGACUCCCCGGAGAAGAGGUAUGGAUUGUAAGUCAAGUAACAAUGCCAACAAGAAACUUGUCCAAGCUCGUCUCCCAUUCAAGCGUAUGAACCCCGAACCUAAAGAGAACCAGCCGCCUAAACGCCCCUGUGCACAUGCCUGCCCCAAACCAGGAGUCCCAGACGGGGAGAAUGAGAAUGAGUCCUCUGCGCUCCCCGUACACAGUGGACCGCCACUGGUUAACGGUCGCGGGCCCCUUGAUGGCUUCCUGAGCCGUAGGCGCCCUGCACCCUCAGUUGAGAACAUGGUUAUAGAUCUGACUGAAGACAGCGCUUCGUCUCCUGUAAAACGCCUUGCUCCACCUGCUCCGGCUUCUUCCCACUCGCCAGCAAAAGAAAAGCAACAGGGCAAAGACAAAACUGCAUCUUCUGGGAAAUCCAGCAACGUUGAUAACGCUCCUAAAACACACACUUUAGACUGCAUAGAGGACGAGGAAGAUGAAGAAGGUGGUAAUGAGACAGCAUCGAUUUCGCAGCUUGACACAACGCAGGAAUCUGACAGUGGGCCGGAGGAGCAGGAUGAGUCAGGAAACGUUUCCAGUUUAGGAAACAAGUCCAUGCUGUCAGUUUCAUCAGUCAGCCCCUCAUCUGAAAGCUCACCAGAGAAGUCCACGACUGAUGACCCUACACCCACCAGUACACCAACUACUAGAAAACCUACAGAGCCAAAGACCACGCCCAAGAUACCAUCAGAGCAGAAAAAAAUCAAAAGACGCUCACUGAAGAAAGAACAAGAGGAUAGGCUUCGCCUGCGAGAAGAGAAGGAACGCCAGAGGGAAGAGGCUAAAGCCGCAAAAGAGAAGAAGAGAGAGGAGGCCCGCAGGCUAAAGGAUGAGCGGGAAAGGGAAAAACGAGAGAAGAAAGAAAAAGACGAACGAGAGAAAAGAGAGAAAAAGGAGAAGGAGGAGAGGGAAAAAGCAGAGAGGUUAAAAGCAAAAGAGGAACUACGGAAAUCAAAGCAAGAGGCAAAGCUUGAAGAAAAACGGAAGAAAGAAGAGGAGAAGCAAAUGAAGGAAGAAGAGAAACGGUUGAAAGAAGAGAAAGAUCGCCUCAAAGCUGAGAAAGCAGAAAUUACACGUUUUUUGCAGAAGCCCAAGAUCCAACAGGCUCCAAAGACACUUGCAGCUGCGUGUGGGAAGUUUGCGCCCUUCGAGAUUAAAGAACACAUGGCUCUGGCACCACUAUGCCGGGUCCAGUGUGAGGACUCUGCUCUGGAGGAGCUGGACCGGUGUUUGAGGAGCCCUGCUGAUAACUUGAAUGGAAUUAAAGACUGGAUUGGGCAACAACCUCGGAGCUCAGGACCCACCAAUCCCAGACAGACAGACACACUCAGUGAGUGUGUAACGGUAGAAGGGCCUAAACCAGAUGGUGUGCCAGAUCGUAAACGUUAUGGACCGAUGAAGCUGCUGCAGUUCCAUGAGAACUACCGUCCAGCGUACUGGGGCACCUGGAGUAAGAAGAGUUCACACGUCUCACCUCGCUGCCCUCUCAGACAAGACAAGGAUUUGUUAGACUAUGAGGUGGACAGUGAUGAAGAAUGGGAGGAAGAGGAACCAGGAGAAUCCCUGUCACAUAGCGAAGGGGAAGAUGAGGAGGAAGGAGGUGAAGAUGAUGAUGAUGACGAUGGCUUCUUUGUUCCUCAUGGCUACCUUUCAGAUGAUGAGGGGGCUCCAGAAGAAGAGGAGGGUGGCGACCCGGAGAAGCAGAAACUACUUCAGAGAGUGAAAGCAAAGGAGUGGGAUGAGCUGAUGUCCACCAAGAAGAAGAUGAAGGUUCUGGACCCAGUGGUGAGGGGCUGCGUCUGGGAGGGAGACGGACCUGCUUUGCCGCUCUUCCAGCCUUACGCCAUGUGUCUGGUUGAGCCUUUACCCAAGACUGACACAAGCCCCAGCCCAGAGGAGCUCUCACAGAAAGUACUCAGUCAGCUGCUGCCUCUGCUGCACGGCAACCCAAACAGCAGUAAAGUGAUCAUCAGCGAGUUUCAGGAGUUUUGUCGUCACCAGACCUCUUCCUCCUCCUCCUCCUCACCACCACCUCCUGAACUGUCCAGCCCUCAGAGCCCAGCAGAAAACAUCCCCACCAGAAUACAGUUGAAGCGCCUCAUCAAGAGCAAUGCUGUUUAUGAGAAGCGCUCCACCUACAGACGCUGCUGCUGGUACGUGCACACAGACGUCCUGUCCCGUUAUGGGCAGGAGGCUCUUCCUGUGCCGUGCCAGUGGACCUACCUCACUACAGGAGCUCGAGAAGAGUCCCGUGAAGAACCCCAGGCAGCCACUGGCUCUCAGGGAAACUCUCCCACUACACCACAGACCUCGUCCACCACAUCUUUGUCCGUCAACAAAAGGAAGAGCGCAGGCAGCAUUUUAAUCACCCAGUUCAUGAAGAAAUGUGCCGAGUCCGAACGGGAGGCCUCACGUCCCCGUAUUUACCAAGCGGAACCAGUAGAGGCAGACUGUUUUCAAGCUGACACUGAGGACGAUGAUGAUGAAGACUGUGUCAUCAUCUCCACACAGAGUGGUCCACCUGGUCAGUACUCCUCCAGUGAGGCAGACUGUCUGAUGGAAGUCAACCCCUCUGAGAAAGCUGCUCUCGCCGAGGCCAGCGCUCCUACACUCACCACUGCCUGAGGACAGGAGAGGCUGGCUCCUCUAACCAAGCUACCCCAAUUCCUUCAAAUAAAAAAAAGUUGUCCUUUCUGAACUCUUCUGCGUCCAAGACAAGGAAGAUGCAGCAGCACACUCUGGUACAGGCGACUCACAGCAGGUGGCUUCUGCUCAGUAUCCUCGCCUUAUUUUUAUUUUUAAAAAGGAGCCAGGAGUCAUCUUGCCUGUGUCAUGUGCAGAAAAUCAGGAGUGUCUGACUUGAUUUUUGAGGGCACUUUUGUCCAAUGUUCAUUAACUAUGUGUCUGAUUUUUGCAUUGAGGUGUCAGUCAGGCAUGUUCGGCACGGGCCUGUUGAAAGUCUCUGGCGCUGCUUUAGCUACAGCAGAUUGGGUUGAACAGAGACAGGAAGAGCAGAACAAAUAUGCCCGAUAUUCAUGAGAAGAAGCAUCCAAGACAUCAACACCAGCAUUAUGUACGGUUUUUUGGAAUGUUGAAUUCAUGACGUUAUUGGAUAUCUUCUAAUCUAAAUGUGUGUGUGUAUAUAUAUAUAGUUUACCAGAAAUAAGAGCUGGGGAUGAGAGGCUGAAAGUCCAUCUGUACAUUUCCCCUUGAUUUCAGUGGUGGUGCAUUUAUUCUGCAAUUUCUAACUCUGACAGCUCACUGGAGUAGUUGCUAGAUCUGUACUUGUACAGUUAGGUCCAGUGUCACAAUGUUUUAUAAAUAUGUAUUGUCUGUAUUUUUUUCAAGAAUACUUGAACAGGAUAAAUUCAUUAAACAUGAAUAAAAGUACUGCACUUUUAUAUUCCA
Molecule: messenger RNA, 3732 nt
Organism: Epinephelus moara (kelp grouper)
Lineage: Eukaryota; Metazoa; Chordata; Actinopteri; Perciformes; Serranidae
Gene: chaf1a
Product: chromatin assembly factor 1, subunit A (p150)
Exons: 16
Coding region: 238-2949 (903 amino acids)
Biological process (GO): nucleosome assembly
Cellular component (GO): CAF-1 complex; nucleus
Source: RefSeq, a predicted model, not a curated record